AUGGAAUCUCCGAAAACUUUUUCAGAAAUCGAUUCUGCAUCUCUCGAUGAUCUGAGAAAGCUAAAAGUGGAUGAACUGAAAAAGAUUCUCAAAGAUCAUGGCCAGCUAACUUCUGGGRAAAAAGCAGACCUGGUCAUUCGAUGCCAUGUGCUGCAAGAAAGAGCAAAAUCAUCCWCUCCCACUGCUACUCCAGUUUCAGCAAACGUUCCUCUCGUUACAACAGCAUCUUCGAGCCGAGUAGACAACAGAGAGGUGACUUACGGAAGCCUUGCAGCACGCGCCGCUGGUUCUGCUUGGACGAAUGAUUUGCGCAAGUUACCUCCGUUCGACUUCCUCAAACUUUACGACUACUUGGUUAUAAAAACAGCUAAGUAUGAUCACGCCUCCAUUCGCCAAGCUGGCUACAAAAAGCUUAAGGCUUUUCAGUUUUUCAAGGAAGGAAAUAUAAAAAAACUGGAAGUGGGAGUACGAGACAAACUUACUUACGUUAAAGGGGAAGUUUUGGCUUCCAUGAAGCAGGAAAAAUAUGGUGUCAUGAUUGUGCUUGACAGCRAAAGCGGCGAAGUUUCACAAGCCGCAUGUCAAUGCCCGGCAGGAAAAAAUUGAUGACACUGAAAUUGAAAGAGUAGAGCGUAUCACAAGAGGGCAACAUUCCAAUCAGGCGUGGAGAGACCUAAGAAAAGUGAAACUUACAGCAUCUAAUUUCUA
Molecule: messenger RNA, 708 nt
Organism: Actinia tenebrosa (Australian red waratah sea anemone)
Lineage: Eukaryota; Metazoa; Cnidaria; Anthozoa; Actiniaria; Actiniidae
Molecular function (GO): zinc ion binding
Source: RefSeq, a predicted model, not a curated record